Molecule: messenger RNA, 537 nt
Organism: Stylophora pistillata
Lineage: Eukaryota; Metazoa; Cnidaria; Anthozoa; Scleractinia; Pocilloporidae
Source: RefSeq, a predicted model, not a curated record
AUGCGUCCGAUUCUGUCAGCCUCAGGGACAUACAACUAUAAGUUAGCUAAAUGGUUGGAGGAAAAGCUCAAGCCUCUCUCGAUGAAUGAAUACACCAUUGACGACGCUCUUGUUUUCUCUAAAGAAAUUCGCGAACAUCCUGUCCUUGAAGGUGAUAUACUGGCUUCAUACGACGUAACGUCAUUGUUCACAAAUGUCCCAGUUCAGGAAACCAUCAACAUCCUUGUCGAGAAAGCCUUCACCGAUAAUUGGUUCAAUUCAACGUACGAUCUCAACUUACAGAAGGAUCAGCUCACUCAACUUCUCAGAAUGGCUUCCACUGACCAACUUUUCCAAUUUGAUGGUCAACUUUACGAACAGUGUGAAGGAGUUGCUAUGGGGUCCCCCCUUGGUCCUUUGUUGGCGAACGUGUUUAUGUGCCAUCUGGAAGAAAGACUAUCUAACGAUGAUUUAAUUCCUUCUUAUUACAAGCGUUAUGUCGACGAUACGCUUGCAAUAAUGCCUGGACUCGAUGUAGCUCACAACGUAGGAGUGUAG